GACCGACGUCGGUUGAUCUAGCUAGCUACUUUGCAUGUAACUUUAAGUCGUGAAAUAUAGCUACACGUGACAGUAUUUGAAUAAUGUUUCUAGUCAUGAUCUAUUAUCACAAGAUUCACAAAGGGUUUUGAACCCUGUGUGUCGGGUGAAAGGUCAAGCGGCCAUCUUUGAAGCGAUCCAGAGAGCUGUGGUGGUUUCUAGAAUGCUAGUUAACUAGCUACUGUACUAGUACUGUAGCUAACGAAGAAACGUACGUUUCAAAGUAACGUUACAGCUACAUGUAUUCAAACGGCACAUUACUAAAUUAUAAAUAGAUGUAUUGUUAACCUCAAAGUUGUGGGGUGUAUAACGGUACAUCAAAGAGUACUUUCUGGGCACAUCAUGUCUUCUUUUUCUGAGUCUGCGUUGGAGAAGAAGCUUUCGGAGCUCAGCAACUCUCAGCAAAGCGUGCAGACGCUGUCUCUGUGGAUCAUUCAUCAUCGCAAACACUCGCCGCUCAUCGUCAAAGUAUGGCACAGAGAACUGAAGAAAGCAAAAAGCAGCAGGAAGUUGACUUUCCUUUAUCUUGCCAAUGACGUGAUUCAAAACAGCAAGAAGAAAGGUCCAGAGUUCGCCAAAGACUUUGAGACAGUCCUUGUUGACGCUUGCUCUCAUGUUGCAAGAGAGGCAGAUGAUGGCUGUAGAAGGCCCAUCGACAGGCUGCUCACUAUCUGGCAGGAGCGCAGCCUCUACAAGGCAGAGUUCAUCCAGCAGCUGAAGCUCGCUAUCGAAGACUCAAACAGCCCCCAACACCAACCUACAGAGGAGAAGAAGGCCCCUAAACGGACCUAUCAGAAGAUGAUCCAAGAGCCGGAGGAAGAGGAAGAAGAUGACUACAGGGGCAACAUGUCCCCACAGAAUUCAGACUUCUCAGGGCCACAGCUGACGGAGGAGCUGGUCAAAGCCCUGCAGGACCUGGAGAAUGCAGCCUCGGGUGAUGCUGCUGUGCGCCAGAAGAUUGCCUCUCUGCCACAGGAGGUGCAGGAUGUGUCCCUGCUGGAGAAGAUCACAGAUAAAGAGGCAGCUGAUAAACUGUCCAAGACAGUGGAUGAGGCCUGUCUACUGCUGGCUGAGUAUAACGGACGUCUGGCUGCUGAGCUGGAGGACAGGAGGCAGCUGGCGCGCAUGCUGACCGAGUACAUCGGUAGCCAGAAGGAAGCCCUCACAGAGAGGGAGAAGAAACUAGAAGAGUACAAACAGAAGCUGGCACGAGUCACGCAGGUGCGCAAGGAGCUCAAGUCUCACAUCCAGAGCCUGCCUGACCUCUCUCUGCUGCCCAAUGUGACGGGAGGCCUGGCCCCUCUACCCUCUGCUGGAGACCUGUUCUCCACCGACUGAGCUUCCUGCUCCCUGUCACACCCUGCCUCUCGCCAGGGCACACACUCCCUGUCGAACCCGCUCACUAGCUACUGAACCCUAGGGAGAGACUGAGAGGGACAUUGGAAGCUUGGGGACAUCCCUGGUGGGAGAGAGAAUGGUUGUUGAAGAUUCCGUUCCACCAGCUUGGACAAUUCUCCUUUACGUUUUUAUUCUGAAUGCCAGUCAAACGCUAGCUAACUGAUUCUGUGUUGAAGAGAAAAGUUGGUCAUUAGCCAAUCCCCAUUUUUGUGUUCAUAUGGUGAUAUGGUGGCUCGCACACACACUAGAUCACGUGUCAAACUCAUUCCACUGAGGGUCAACUGUCUGUGGGUUUUCACUCCUCCUUUGUACUUGAUUGAUGAAAUAAGGUUACUAAUUAGUAAAGAAAUCCCCUCACCUGGUUUCUGUGUCUUAGGAAAAACCAAAAACCUGCCGACACUAUGGAAUGAGUUUGACACCCCUGCACUAGAUCGUUGUGACAGCUUUGUGAAGAGACACAUCACAUUUAUUUUAACGGCUUUAAGUUGGUUGCUUUUAAAUGUUGAUGAAAUUUCAGGUGAUUUUUGUUAGGGUGUAUGUAGGGAGGGGGCCUGUUUUUCCAUGUAGGUUGCAUUUUGGUUGUCAUUAUUUACCAUUCUCUGUAAUUCCAGCUCAACACACAGAAAAUAUCCUUACCUUCAGGUUUGUCAUCAAGCAUUUUGUCAUACAUAGCACAUCAUCGGUCAAUAACAUUUCAUCCAUGUAGUGGUGUUUCUCAAUCCAUUGUGAAAUAGUUUAGCCCUCAGACAAGUGACUGAUUGAAGUUAUUUGAGCAAACUGGGGUCAGAUUGAGACACUCACUGUCUUUGCUGAGCUCUGCUGAUGUCAUCCUUUGUCACAGAUGAUUGUAUCACUUGGUACAAAUGUCAAACUAAGGCUUUUCGGGACUGGGCCCGGCCACUACUUAUUCAGCAUUAUUCAGACUUUUUUGAAGAGUAGCAGAAAGUAAACAUGGUUCGUUCUGUCACUAGUUUGGAUUAUGGGCACAGACCUGGGAGAUAAGUGUUUCCCCAUGUUGGAGAAUAGUAAUAGGACAUCUGCCCCUGGAAAUGUUGCUUUACUACAGAUGGUAGACCUGUGUGGCAUGUAUUUCUCUCUGCCGAUGCUUUACUACAGCAGUAGUUUCACUAAUAAAACAAUUCCAUGGAUACAAAUAAAAUGGAACCAUUUGGAAAGA
Messenger RNA from Salvelinus namaycush (lake trout), 2614 nucleotides. RefSeq names its product regulation of nuclear pre-mRNA domain-containing protein 1B-like. The transcript is spliced from 8 exons. Gene Ontology annotation, cellular component: RNA polymerase II, holoenzyme. The coding region runs from base 382 to 1377 and encodes 331 amino acids. The record is from RefSeq and is a predicted model, not a curated record. Gene Ontology annotation, molecular function: RNA polymerase II complex binding. Gene Ontology annotation, biological process: mRNA 3'-end processing. Lineage: Eukaryota; Metazoa; Chordata; Actinopteri; Salmoniformes; Salmonidae.